Molecule: messenger RNA, 2148 nt
Organism: Neodiprion virginianus
Lineage: Eukaryota; Metazoa; Arthropoda; Insecta; Hymenoptera; Diprionidae
Product: methyl farnesoate epoxidase-like
Exons: 8
Coding region: 22-1515 (497 amino acids)
Biological process (GO): xenobiotic metabolic process
Cellular component (GO): intracellular membrane-bounded organelle; cytoplasm
Molecular function (GO): iron ion binding; oxidoreductase activity, acting on paired donors, with incorporation or reduction of molecular oxygen, reduced flavin or flavoprotein as one donor, and incorporation of one atom of oxygen; heme binding
Source: RefSeq, a predicted model, not a curated record
GUCUCUGGUACGCUUCCGAAGAUGUUUCCCGCUGCAAUAUUACUCGCAGUUUGUGCCUUCGUUCUAUUUUGUGUUUACGACUCCGUAAAGCCAGCCAAUUUCCCACCAGGACCAAGAUGGCUGCCGUUCGUGGGAUGUUUUCCACGCUUUUACCGUCUCCGAUCGAAGUACGGCUACGUGCAUUUGGCGAUGAGAGAUCUCGCUGAAAAAUACGGUUCGGUGCUCGGCAUCAAGCUCGGAAAACAGCGCAUUGUUAUAGUCAGUACGCACGAGCUAAUCAGGAAGGUUCUCACACAGGAAGAGUUUAACGGCCGUCCGGAUGGUUUCUUCUUCAGAGUGCGUGCCUUUGGAGAAAGGAGAGGAGUUUUGUUCACCGACGGGAUCAAGUGGUCUCAGCAUCGCCGAUUCUCGCUUCGUCACUUGCGCUCAUUCGGAUUUGGCCACCGAAAAAUGCAGAACCAAAUCGUCACGGAGGCCGAGAAUCUGGUCAAAUUUUUGCACAAUCAGAGUCUGCGAGGUCCCGUGCCAAUGCACGGCGCCUUCGAUGUUGCCGUGAUAAAUUCACUCUGGUUGAUGUUCGCCGGCAGACGUUUCGAUUACAGUGACCAGAGGUUAACGGAGAUCCUGCAAGUCACUCACGACGCUUUCAGAUUGAUAGAUACCUCCGGUGGGAUUCUCUGUCAACUUCCGUUCCUGCGUUUCAUUUGCCCCGAACUUUCUGGCUACAAAUCGUUGAUGACGAUACUGCGGAAACUGUGGUCUUUUCUGGCGGAGGAAAUUAACGAGCACGUCUCGAGUCUUCCGGCAGAUGAGCCACGCGACUUAAUAGACGCCUUUCUGAUGGAAAUCUCACGGAACGAGUCGAGUGACUCUCACGAUCAGUUCAAUCAUGAGGAGCUUCUUGUCUUAUGCUUGGAUCUCUUUCUCGCUGGAUCCGAGACGACUAGCAACACGCUUUCUACGAUGCUAAUAUAUCUCGUCCUGAAUCCCGAAUGGCUGGAAAAACUUCAGAUGGAACUGUCGAAGGUCGUCGGUAGAGACAGACCACCGAAUACUGAGGAUCGUUCGUCUCUACCUGAAAUGGAAGCAUUUUUAGCCGAAGUGCAGAGAUCGGUCUUCAUAGCGCCUCUGGGUGUUCCCCACAGGACAGUAAAAGACGUCUGCCUGAACGGAUAUCGCAUUCCGAAGGACACCGUGGUGCUGGUGAAUUAUUACAGCGUGCAUCACGAGAGGCUACAUUGGAAAGAUCCGGAAGUAUUUCGUCCGCAACGAUUCCUGAACGCAAAUGGAGUAUUUAUGCCGGACGAUUUCUCCAUCCCGUUCGGACUUGGAAAAAGACGCUGCUUGGGAGAAGUGUUGGCGCGAAAUAGUUUGUUUCUGUAUCUCGCCUACGUUCUGCACUACUUCGACAUCAAUAUAUCGGAAAAGCACGGACCUCCAAACCCGAAUGGCAACGACGGAUUCACCAUUUCGCCGAAACCGUUUUACCUGGUGCUGUCCCACCGAAACGGUUGAAAAAUAACCACACUGAGAAAAGUUUCUCAUGGUGUUUUCUACAAUAAUAUUUUCAGCUAUUUCCAUUUUUUUUUAUCAUAACCGAAAAACAUGUUUCUGUAUACAAAGUGAAACUGAGUUUUGUAGCUAUAAACGGAAAAUUCAAUCUGUGUUUCCAUUCUUCUCGAUUAUGGUAACUCGUAUUAUAUUUUGUUGUAACCGUUCGGCGGAAAUAAAUUGAUGUUAAGGUCUUAUUUAACCGAGAAAAUUUAUAUAACUAAACAAACAGAUUCAACGUUGCAACAAUCUGAAAACGUAACGUUAAGAAUCAUAAUAACACUAAAUUAUUACUUGCAGCACGUUCUCUUUUAAUUCCAACAAUAUUUAGACAAAAAUUUUCUCGCAACUGUAACAAACGAAUUUUUUUUUCCAGUGGCACCUUCCUUACUCGCACGAAAUUUACAUCCGUUUGAUCCCGUUGUGCGCAGAUAGAGUGUUGAUAAUGCGAACGUUCAACUACAAUGUAAACGGAACUGAACAACACAGAGUUAUUAUUAUCAUACAUUACUACUUCGUUAAGUCUGCAUGGUCCUUUAAAUGAGAGCUGAAACGUUAAUCGUCAGUCGGUUACAUUUUCGAUUGUUAGAUUUUCAA